CCUACAUUGAACCUGCCGUCGCAAUCGCCGACGAUCGCGAGUACAUAUAGGUCCUCGCGUCGUCACAAUAUCCCAGAUGGUGUAAGCAACGAUCCGGAAUAUCGAUGCUUGAAAUACCUGCAUCGCUGGUCGGCGGAGGAAUAAGGCAAGAAGGCAAACAUGGGCAAAGAAUCUCGCUGUGGCUUAAGCUUUGCCGAUCAUUUCGAGAUUUCGAGGAUGCAUGUUCACUUCAAGUCAUUGCACAAACAUCUUCGCCCCUGCCCCGCGCACCAGAAGCGAUGCAUAAUCCACGAUAGCACCGUCUAUCCACAUCCCCGGCUCAAGCCAUGAGCAACCUCUACAACCUCGAGCCGCAGCCGACGGCCAAGGCAAUCCUCAAAACCACCGCGGGCGACCUCUCCAUCGAGCUCUUCGCAAAGCAGACUCCCCUCGCCUGCCGCAACUUCCUACAACACUGUCUCGAUGGCUACUACAACAGCACCAUCUUCCACCGCCUCGUCCCGGGCUUCAUCAUCCAGGGCGGCGAUCCCACCGGUACGGGCGCGGGAGGCAUCUCAGCCAUCAACGGCGGCGAUGGCUUUGAGAAUGAAAUCCACAGCCGACUCAAGUUCAACCGUCGGGGCUUGGUGGGCAUGGCGAAUGAAGAGAAGGAGAGCAGCAAUGAGAGCCAGUUCUUCUUCACCUUGGGUGCUACUCCGGAGUUGCAGGGGGGGAAUACGCUGUUCGGGCGGAUAGAAGGUGACACGAUCUACAAUUUAAUGAAGAUGGCAGAUGCAGAAAUGGCGGAGGCGCAGGAUCGUCCGCUAUACCCUACCAAGAUCACCGGGGCGGAAAUACUGGUCAAUCCUUUCGAAGACAUGGUGGCAAGGGCGAGAGAGGCGCCGAGAACGAAUGACACGGAUGAAGGGCGCAAGGAUGUCAAGAAGAGGAAGAAGCCUGCUGGGAAGAAUGUGUUGAGCUUUGGCGGAGACGAAGGAGAGGAAGAGACACCGGUGCUGAAAAAGGUCAAGGCCAAUCCAAAGUUGGUUGCGACCUCGAAUGAAGAGCCAGAGCCAAGAGACGAGCCGCUACCGAAAGCAAAGAACAAGAAUCCACCAGGCAAGCGAAGGGCUUCGCCGCCGCCAGCGAGUGAAAACACAUCGGAGAAACGCCCUGUGCCCGCGGCCGUCGAAGCAGCAGACGACUCCGACUCCGAUUCAUCCUCAGAACCAGCUCGGUCGCGAAAGGGCAUGAGCCAGCUGGAGAAGACGAAUGCAGAGAUUGCAGCGCUCAAGGCCAGCAUGAAACGCAAUGUGGACACAGCACCAAAGGUCAAGGAGAAGCCGAAGAGCGCCCUCGAAGCCAUGGUCCCCGCAAACAGUACUCGUGGCCGGAAACGAGGGAAAGCGAGCGACGAGAGGGGGGCAAUCGAUCUGUUCAAAGCUUUCAAGCGCAGGCUUGAAGACAUGCCUGGCGAGAACGAAACGGAGGAUGUGGAAACCAAUGGCAACCUUCCCAAUGCAGCAGAGCCAACGACUACGAAUGCGGCGGAGGAUGAAGAGGCCGCUCUAUGCGAUCUACAUUUCAUCGCCAAUUGUCAGUCAUGCAAGUCUUGGGAUGACCACGACAAGGCGGAUGGCGAAGCGGAAGUGGGCGACGAAGGCGACGCGGCGUGGAUGUCACACCGCUUGACCUUUGCGAAAGACACGCUUGGGAAGGACCUGGAGUGGAAGCGGAAGAUGGAGGAGAUUGAGGUCAUUGACCCUCGGGAGAAGGCGAGGGAGAUCAAGGAGGAGCAGCGGAAGGGGAGGGACAAGGGAAAGGGCAAAGAGAGAGCAGAUAAAUAAGAGUCAUGAUGUAACCAGUAUGUGAUCUGGAAUCGCAUCAC
Neohortaea acidophila is the source of this 1867-nucleotide messenger RNA. Its product is annotated as cyclophilin-like domain-containing protein. Gene Ontology annotation, biological process: protein peptidyl-prolyl isomerization; protein folding. The transcript has a single exon. NCBI's taxonomy places the organism in Eukaryota, Fungi, Ascomycota, Dothideomycetes, Mycosphaerellales, Teratosphaeriaceae. Gene Ontology annotation, molecular function: peptidyl-prolyl cis-trans isomerase activity. Gene Ontology annotation, cellular component: catalytic step 2 spliceosome. Bases 327 to 1826 code for a protein of 499 amino acids. The record is from RefSeq and is a predicted model, not a curated record.